This is a messenger RNA of Diabrotica balteata, 1260 nucleotides long. Lineage: Eukaryota; Metazoa; Arthropoda; Insecta; Coleoptera; Chrysomelidae. The record is from the annotation of a GenBank genome assembly.
AUGUUCACAUUUAAAAUUUUGUGUCUACUAGUUACAAUUUUACAAGCUUUUAGUGAUGUUAGUGAAUCGAAACAUAAACACGAUGAUGACUGCUAUAAACCACCUAAAUUGAAGGAUUUUGGGGAUUACAAUCCAUUUUUUAGCACCAAAGGAAAAAAGAGAGAAGGUAAAUAUGGAAAGAAGCACUACGAAGAGCACAAUUCUUAUUUGUCACCAUGGAUGUUUUUAAGUCCACCACCUCAAUAUCCUUAUGAAGGGGAACAAAUGGUUAAUUCAUAUCAAAACGAACCAAUCAUAUACCCCUAUCGAGGCGAACAACCAAUGUACCAGUACGAAAGAGAAGAACCCGGACCAGUGUAUGGACGUCAAAACGAGUACUAUCAACAGUUUCCUCCUAGAUUUAACAGCGAUGAAUACACCGAAGACGAAGAGUAUGUUCCACCUAAGUAUCGCGAAAAUCAUAGUAGGGAAGAAACUUGUGGUGUGUCUUUUAAAGUAACUGAGCUAAUAGUUAAUGGUGAUGAAUUUGAGGAUGGUACAUAUCCUUGGUUAGUUGCUCUGUUUGUGUUGCGAAAUAAUCGGUUAAAUUAUAUAUGUGGUGGUACCCUGGUGUCCCAUAAACACAUUAUAACAGCUGGGCACUGCAUAGUUCGUAAUCGUGAACCAACUCAAGCGAAGGACUUAAUGGUGUCGCUAGGAAAAUGCAGUAUUAAAAACUUGCCAUUAUCAGAUCCAAGUGUUUAUAAUAUUGGAACAGUUCACGUUCAUCCAGGAUAUAAAUAUCUGUCGUCAGAUGGAGAUAUAUCCAUUUUGGUACUAAAAGACAACGUUCAGUAUACCCGACUGAUAAGACCAGCUUGCCUUUGGAAUCGAGACAACAACUUGCAAAAUAUAGUAGGAAUUAAUGGGAUCGUUGCUGGAUGGGGAAGGAAUGAAAAUGGCACUCUUUCUAUGAACCGACCAAGGGCUGUCAAGGUACCAAUAGUAUCACAAGAAACAUGCUUAAGGAGCAACCCUCAGUACAACUCCAUAACUUCGCAAAGAACUUUCUGUGCGGGUACCCCUGAUGCAGGACCGUGCAAUGGAGACAGUGGUAGUGGUCUAGUCAUAGAGCGAUACGGCAAGUGGAUGUUGAGGGGAAUAGUUUCUUUAUCUUUAAGUACCGGUGUGCCUGUCAACGGUUGUGAUUUAAGUUUUUACAUAGUUUUUACAGAUGCCAGUAAGUAUUUAUCGUGGAUAAACGAUAUUAUGAGGGAAUAA